This is a messenger RNA of Belonocnema kinseyi, 3161 nucleotides long. Its product is annotated as ankyrin repeat domain-containing protein 13D. NCBI's taxonomy places the organism in Eukaryota, Metazoa, Arthropoda, Insecta, Hymenoptera, Cynipidae. The coding region runs from base 113 to 2047 and encodes 644 amino acids. Gene Ontology annotation, cellular component: cytoplasm. Gene Ontology annotation, molecular function: protein binding. The transcript has 14 exons. The record is from RefSeq and is a predicted model, not a curated record.
GUUUCCGAUGUCUCAUGAAUCCUUCUGUCAAAUUUUAUCUCGUGUCUCGGUAUCGUGACGUUUAUUAUUUUUAGACGUUUUUUCUUUUAAUGUCAAAUUUUAAUUCGUAGCAAUGGUGAAUACCGAAGUGAUUCAAAAAACGUAUCCGCUUCACUGGCUCGUUUGGAAUAAUAAUUAUGUUCAACUCGAUAAGGAGUUGUCCACAAAUCUGCACGAUAUAGAAAAGCAUGAUAACAGGGGAAGAACGCCACUGAUGUUGGCCGUAACACUUGGUUAUAUGGAUUCAGCUGUAGUUUUGCUACAACAUGAAGCGAACGUUAAUACUGAAAAUACACAAGGCUGGAGUGUUGUUCAAGAGGCAGUGGGAACGGGGAAUCCAGAAUUACUCCAAAUGGUCUUAGCUAGGCGAGACUUCCAAAGAUACUGCAAUCGUGUAGCUGGAAUUCCAGAACUCCUUCAUAAACUAAAACAGGCACCGGAUUUUUAUGUGGAAAUGAAAUGGGAAUUCACAAGUUGGGUUCCUCUCGCAUCUCGAAUGUGUCCGAGCGAUACUUACAAGGUUUAUAAACAAGGUAGCAAUGUGAGGAUCGACACGACUCUUCUCGGUUUCGAUCACGCUAAUUGGCAACGAGGGAAUCGCAGUUACGUUUUUAAAGGACAAACUGCACCAAGUCCUCCUGUGGUGAUUAGGUGCGAGCGCAGUUAUGUCUUCAGCAUGCAAGGCAACCACGCAGAUGACGGAGCAACAAUGAUGGAAGUUGACCACGAAACGAGAAAAGUUUACGUUGAACACAUGAAACUUAUCGGUGACGAAAAUGUUCAGUUAAUGGAACCCUCAGAAGAAGGCAUUUUGUCGAGGCUCACAACGCCUAUAGUAACUACAUAUAUCGACACUGAUAAAAUUAGUUUCGAAAGAAAUAAAGCCGGAAUCUGGGGCUGGCGAUCAGAUAAAAGUGAGGCGGUAAACGGUCAUGAAUGCAAAGUCUUCAGCGCUAGUAAUGUCGAAUUAAUAACAAAAACGCGAAUGGAACAUUUAUCGGAAACGGAUAAAGCGCGAGCCAGAGCACCUCGAACUCCACUUCAGUCGUUUUUGGGAAUCGCCGAGCAACAACAGGAAACGUCUGGAGCUACUGCUAGUGAAGAAUACAUGAACGUUGGAAAUCCUUCAAAUAUCACGGCUGAAGAAUAUUUUGAUCCUGCCGUAGAUUUGAGUGGCAGGGAUAUCGGUAGACCAAAAGAAGUCAACACGAAGAUUCAAAAGUUCAAAGCAACUCUUUGGCUCAGUGAAGAUUAUCCUCUCAGCCUUCAAGAACAGAUCAUGCCAAUUGUCGAUCUUAUGGCAAUAUCUAGCUCGCAUUUUGCCAAAUUGAAAGACUUCAUUCAAAUGCAAUUGCCGGCUGGAUUCCCCGUCAAAAUUGAAAUCCCGCUCUUCCACAUUUUAAACGCGAGAAUAACCUUCGGCAACAUUUUCGGUUUGGAUCAAGAGGUUCCUCACGUUGGUCGUUUGCAGGAAUCGAAUAGAAUGACUUGUCUCGUUGACGAUAUUUGCUUCGAAGCUCCCCCUGGAUACACAAAAUUAGGAGCCGAAGUUCGGGCGCAAUUUAGCGUGGAAGAAGAAGACGAUUUGCUCCAGUUUGCUAUUCAACAAAGUCUUAUAGAAUCUGGAACUGAUAAAGACGAGUUCGUAGGAGAAUAUUCGAAUUUAAAGCAAAAGGUGGAUAUUUGGGAGGCAUUAAAUGUUCAAAAACCUUCGCGGCCAACAACUCCAAAUAUGACUGCAGAGGAGGAAAAGCAAUUUCAAAGAGCAAUUCAAGCGAGCCUGGCUCUCUUCCGCGAGACAGCGACUGGCUGCACGGAAGAGGAGAUUAGAAAUUUACCAACCGCUGACCAGGAACCCGAGGAUGAUGAACCUUUUGCAGGCGCUACAGAACAACUCCAAAUGGCUCUCAGGCUCUCGGAGAAGCAGCAACUCGAAGAGGAACAACGACGACUCCUGGAAGAGGAAACUUUCCGACAGGUUCUUGAACUUUCGCUCACCGAAAAGUGAGAUUAAUAUCAGCCAUAAGAAUAAUUAAUAAAUUUAUAUCCGAUCGAAAUCUUCCUGGUAAGUCUGCAGAAUGGAAGAUUGAAAAUGCUUUCUUUGUGCAAGCAUUAGCGCCGUUCCCCGACUUUCUUUUUGUACGAGAAUGCGCGCGAGCGGACACAUUUUUUUCAAGCGCUGAAAGUAUAAGUAUUUUAAAUUUGAGUGUCCCCGAGUGAAAAGUCCAUUUGGAUUUUCACAUUUUCAAUAAAAACUCGAGAGCAUUCCAAAUUUCAAAGAAGGCAUUAAAAACUUGAAGAGUUUAAAUUCACAGAAUAAAGGGACUUAAAUGUAAAAAAAAAAAAGAGAAAGAAAUAAGUAAACCAAUUUGUAUCUAUCCCUGCCUUGAUGUUAGGUCUGGUCAUUUAUUCGCCUCAUUUCUCUGGCGUAUCUCCGAUUUUAUAAAAGUUUAUAUACGAAUAGUUUUCCUACUACGAUUAGGCGAUACAUCGAAGAGCGUCCUAGGGUAAAUUUCCUACUAACUAAAGUGGUGGUAUAUUUGUAUAAAAGUGUCAGCGAAAGUCGCGAAAUAAAACACUGCACCGAGUCCUACUCGUAUUCCGAUUGCGCCCUGAAAUGAGAAAUGUUACGUUGUUAUAACUAUUAUUACGAUUAUUAUAGCUAUUAUUACCAAUAUUAAUAUAUUACGUUUAAUUUUAGUCUUCAAAUACUAUUUUUCCCCCCCGCAGAAAAGUGAGAAUCUAGAUUGACGAAUAUAAGUGAUAAAUGAUAUAGAUACGAACUUUUUGAAAAUGGUACCGAGGAUGUUCGCGCUCUUGGCAAAUCGCGCCUCGUUUUUGUGAGCCUGCUGGUGCCACUUUUUGCGCAAAGCACUCCAAUGCUGUUUGUGCUGUUUCCAUAGCUCCUCUUUCGACUUGAGUGUUUGUCCGUCCUGUGAACAAAAAAUGAAUGAGAGAAAUUUAAAAAGAAAUGUUAUAAACAAGAAAAUUAAAUAAAUGAUAGAUGUUUAAAAUUUGAAACAGGUGAAAUAUAAAAGCAAAGCAAAUUUGGAAAAGAACUUCAGGCCCAAGCAUAAUGUAUGGACGGAAAUUACGAUUUUCGAGAUUUUAAAAUUAUAAAA